Molecule: messenger RNA, 240 nt
Organism: Dovyalis caffra
Lineage: Eukaryota; Viridiplantae; Streptophyta; Magnoliopsida; Malpighiales; Salicaceae
Source: the annotation of a GenBank genome assembly
AUGUCUUUAACCAAACUAAAGAAGGUUAAACAUAGGAGUUGCCACAAGAUUGAGAAUUUGCCUCCUUUUGGGAAGUUGCCAUCUCUUGAAUUUUUAGACGUAUCUUACAUGGAUGAGGUGAUAAAGGUGGGCCAUGAAUUGUUGGGAUUGCAAAUUGAUGAUCGUGACAAUGCUAAAACUAGAAAGGAGAGUAAAGGCGAAAUGGCAUCACCAUCAAAUAUUAUUGCAUUCCCCAGUUGA